AUGAUAACAUUGCACCCCUGGUCACAGACAUCAGUGAUCGGCUCGACCAUUGGAAGUCGUAGUAUACUUAUGACACCCACAUCUUCAACAUUCUUUCGGCGAAGCCCGGUUGAUAAGGGCGCACAACAUAGAUUUCUGACACGCAGCAGCUACGAAGGGUCCUGGAAUAAAAAGGUGCACACGAUGGAUGGCUUUGGAACCUAUCGGUUUCCAGAUGGCAGCGAAUAUCGGGGCUAUUUCCAUCGCGGCAAGUUCCAUGGUUAUGGGCAACUGAAACUUGCAGCACCCUAUAGAUUCUCGAUAAAGGGUGAGUUUGUUGAGGGCAAGCUGAAAAAUGUUGCGGAUAUGUGGUUCGAAGAUGGUUUGCACUUGGACGGCACCUUCGAGAACGGGUAUCUUAACUGUAAAGACUGGAAAUAUCUGUCUGACUACGAUCGACGCUUUCACGGGGAAUUGAGUUAUGGGCAGCAGCCGGUAGGACCCACAUCUUAUUUUACCGGAAAGUCAACAUCACGACAUCUCAAGAACGGCACCUACGAUGCAGAAGAGGGCAUCUUUCAUCCAAAAACGGGCUAUAUUACUAAUCGCGUUCCGCCAUUUACCAGAAACUUUUACGUGACCUGCCACGAAGAUAGGGAUUGGAUUACACGUCAUUGUCGAAGAGGAGUCAGCGCUUCGGAGAAUGCUAAGGAACCAUUGCCAAGAUUCUGCCGUCAGAUUAUCAGUAAUAAUUUGGAUGAUGAAAAAAGAAUGAUGGGGAAAAAGUCUGUUUGUUUGCCUGCAAAGGGAUUCAUUAAUCGCAAGCAGUACUUUCAUAAGAUCUGUGACGAACUUAACGACGAAGAUGCCCCCAAAUCAGUGGAAGAGUCCAUGGAAAGGUCAAUUGGUGUCGACAGCAGCUGUGAUAUUCAGAGCAUUACGGAGCAAUCGUUCAAGGAGGGAAGGCAAAAUUUUGGACGCAUUGUCAGGCGUGUGGGACCCCAAGACAUCAAUGUACGUGUGGUACAAAGCAAUCUAACACUCGGUUUCACCAGCUUCCUGUAUCCCAAAAGCUCGGCUUUCGAUUUGUAG
Messenger RNA from Scaptodrosophila lebanonensis, 1071 nucleotides. RefSeq lists its product as uncharacterized. Bases 1 to 1071 code for a protein of 356 amino acids. The record is from RefSeq and is a predicted model, not a curated record. The transcript has a single exon. NCBI's taxonomy places the organism in Eukaryota, Metazoa, Arthropoda, Insecta, Diptera, Drosophilidae.